AUAUACGAUAAAAAAUCGCGUCGUCGUCAGAUGAAUAUAUACGUAGGCCGCUAAAAUUCGAUAACUCAGCGUUUUCUCCAAAAAUAACUUUGAUAUCUUUAGAACUAUAGUCAUAUUCAUGGACGGCGCUCUAAAAAUAAACUUAUACCGAACGUUUUUGUUAAGAGUUAGCAGUUGUGCAGUGCAUUCACACGAGAUUAGCGAAAAAAUCGUAAUUAGCAAGGCAGUAGCAUUUGCGCUCCACAUACUUUUCCGUCUGCUAGAAGAUUGGAUUUAGGUACCUACCAAGCUCGUUGAUAUUUUAGUAUUGAGAACAUCAAGAAUUAUGGAGCACGUAGAAUAUGAACUCUGUGGGAACUGCAAUAAAGAAAUUCCUCAACCCAACUAUGUCAUGCACAUGGUCCACUGUUCCAAAAAUAUAAAGCUAUGUAAAAUCUGCCAAGAGCCUCAAUCAAAGCAAAAUUUUGAGAAGCAUGAAGAGGUCUGCAAAAAACAAAAAUACACUCCUCAGCCCCUACCAGCACCUCCACCAACAGAUAUAGAACGGAGCCCCUACUUUAGACAUCAGAAAAUAGUGGAGGAUAGAAAAGCUGAGGCUAGAAAGGACAGAUACAUGAAAGAAAUGACCAGAUUCGUCGAUUCAGGACAUAGUUUGGGCUCUUCUCAUAGCACUAAAAGUGCUCAAAAUGGAUAUAGUCAAAGCUCAAGUCAGAAUGGAUAUAGUCUAUCUUCGAGGCAAAGCAGUGUUUCUUCAAGUCAGAGUGGAAUAGGAACUCAAAAUGAUAGAGAUAGUUAUGAGAAAUAUCAAGAAAUUCCCAGAGAGCAGAAUGUUGAAGUAAAGAAAGAAACUGGAGCUGUAUCAAAACCAAAGGUUGACCCACCAAAAUCUACACCAUCUUCAGGAAUGUUAGCAUGCAAAUUUUGUGAUCUAGAACUGCCUAAACUAGAAUUAGAGGAGCAUGAAAACUACUGUGGUACCAGAACUGAUAGGUGCCUAGAAUGUGGACAAUUAGUUAUGUUCAAAGAUAAGCAGGCUCACAUAGAUUCUAAUCAUGGACUUUCUGCGAGGAGAAAUAGGGACUCAUCGGUACGGACUUCUUGGGACUCCACAUCAGCAAGAAUAGCCCCAACCAUUGACGUACCAGAUUACACUCCUCCCAGAAGAAGGUCUCCACUCCUUGAUUCACUUAACCCAUUGGCAAACUUUGAUUACGAUCCAAUGCCAUAUUUGCCGUCGGCCUAUCAAACGCGAGGAGGGGCACCAAAGAAGAAAGAUGGAGAAAGUUAUAAGGAAAUAUCUAGAAGAUUGGACUGUAAAACAGAAUAUAUAAGGAAUUUACUCCAUGAUUCGGCGUGUAUCACAGCACCUUUAAGGCGUAACGGUCUCUCACCUAGAAAUCAUUUCUAUCAUGAUACAGGUCUAAGUGUGGGUUCAGGAUCCCAUUCUGGAAAUGUAUCUCCUAGAAGAAACCCCCCAACAGAAAUAAUCAUCCCAUGUGAAAUUUGCGAAGCUGAAAUACCUCACAAAGACCUCGCAGAACACAUGUCUGUCUGUCGAAUUGAUUUCUCAAGAUAUAGAAGACGUCAACGAACUCCAGACUUCGAUGAGCGAGCAGCAGAACAACAAGCAGAAAGAGAUGCAGAAGAAGAGCUUCCUUGUGAGUUUUGUGGUGACAUGAUUCCCGCAUCAAGAUUACUAGGCCACCAAAUCAGAUGUUCCUAAUUGCACGGACUAAUGACAUGCAUAGUUUUAACGUGUACCUAAAUACUCGCAAAGUACUAAUCUAAUCACCGGGAUACAGUGAUUUUUGUCGAGUCAAGCUUCAUCAUAAUCAUCUGAAAGUUAAUUCCAAAAACAGAUCAACGAUGAAGCUCGAGUGUUUCAGCGAAGUGUAAGAUGGUGUCAGGGUACAAGUAGAGCGCAUUUGGACCUAGGGAUCACCAGGUUUUCCAAGUGUCUUGAAAAUAUAUGUGGGUGGACUUUAUAAUAACAAUAUUCGCUUCAAGUGUUGAUUAUAAUUUACAAGUUUUGUUUCUUUCAACUCAGGUUAUUACAUUUUUUGCUUAUCCAAAAUUUUGCAACCUAAGUGUGUAGGUGUAACAUUAAUUGAUGAAUAAAACACACUUUCUGGCUAAUGUUGAGUUCAAUGAGUUAAUCAUGUCGCUAGUGUGUAUAUCUAUUUUCCAGAAAAAGAAAUAUAUUAUAGCAUAAAGGAUAAACAGUGUGUUAACUGAAAGAUGGCAUGAUUACGUUUGCUUCACUUCUUUUUGUUUUUAUUGCUUUAACGGUAAUGAUUAGAAUUUUGUUUGGAGUAGAAAAAGUUAUGAGUGCUCUGGUAUAUUCUUUGUUAUGUUAGAUACAUAUAUACAUUUACAAAAUGUAAAUACAGGCUCGAAGGACCUGAGUCAAACUCAACUUUCAGACAGUGCUACUGAAAAUUAAAAAAAUGUUUAUCUCAUUAAGUGUACUUCAGUAGCAAUGAUUAAAAUGUUCACGGUCUACAAUCCUAACUGACUGUGAUUGAUUUUCAAAUUCUAUCAUAAGAAAGAAUGCAGUAAUUUUACUGUAAAGAACACAACAGUUUAAAAAAUACUUCAUUUAAAGCAAAUAUUUCAGUUUUUUACACUGUUAGAGUUUAAAAUAUCGUUCAUUAUUGUAUAUUUUAUUUUGGGAUUUUUUAUUAUUGGUUUUUAACAUGUUACAAAUCUAGCUGUAGGUUUUUUAUCUCUUUUGUUAAAUAUAUUGUUUAUCGUUGAUAGCUGCUUUAGUUUUUAAUGUUUCUUGUUCAAGGUAUACAAUAAAUUUUGCAUCAAA
Acanthoscelides obtectus is the source of this 2815-nucleotide messenger RNA. NCBI's taxonomy places the organism in Eukaryota, Metazoa, Arthropoda, Insecta, Coleoptera, Chrysomelidae. The record is from the annotation of a GenBank genome assembly.